Messenger RNA from Neltuma alba, 717 nucleotides. RefSeq lists its product as uncharacterized. The transcript is spliced from 3 exons. The coding region runs from base 137 to 682 and encodes 181 amino acids. The record is from RefSeq and is a predicted model, not a curated record. NCBI's taxonomy places the organism in Eukaryota, Viridiplantae, Streptophyta, Magnoliopsida, Fabales, Fabaceae.
AAGUAGCAAUUCAAUCAUCCAAUCUAGAGUUAAUGAACCAACCAAGAGGAUCAUCGCAUUUGCUUUUUGAAAAAGAAUUUGCACUGACCACUAAAGAAAUAAGAGGCAUAAAUGUUAGGAUGGACCAAAUACUCCUAUGAAGAACAACACAAGCCUUCCUGAUGUUAUUCCCUCUUCCCAUCAUCAAUCACAAACUGGUGUUGCUGCUUCUUCUUCUCCGACGCUGGAGAUUGGUGAAAUUUUAGAACUGGUGGAGUUAAAAGAUGACGAACCAGCUUUACUAUCCAAAGCACUUGAGCUAUAUCCCCAGUUAAGGCUCUCUCAUGGGCAACGUACCCGCUCAGUAAUAGCUUUCUCAUACAGAGUGCUGACUGAUAUUUUGGUCAUGUUGGCAACCAAGACACCUCAUGCCAUUACAACGUCAGAGAAGUCGACCUUAGAGAAAAACUUGGGUACUGCAACAUUUUUAGGAUUUGACAAAGGAUGGAUUGAAUCAGUUCGAGACAAAGUUUCUGGCAAUGACAUGUUUGAUGUCACGAAGGUGGAAGAAAAAAUUCAGGAGAUGAAGGAAGAACUAGAGACGCGACAUUAUGUUGGAGCGAGUUCGAAAGCAGAGGGUAGAGUGAGUCUGAAGCAAUUGAUUCUCAGUUGUGGGGUCUGUUGGAAGAUCGCAAGAAAGUAAUAGAGAAGAUGAUGGAGUUUAGGGGGAUAAUAAGU